AUGUUCCAAAAGCUAGUUUUUACGCAUAUCCUUUCUGAAAAAUGCGUACAUUUAGAUGAGUUCAGUAAAACAGAUGGGGUUAUCACAGUUGAUACGGAUUCUGACUCCAGUAAUCUUGAUCUUCCCACGUUAAUGGAUAAUUCUGUCACAACUUUGAAACUCGGCCCCAAUGUUAAUUUCUUUUCAUUCACUCGAUAUUUCAAAUAUUUUCAAGUUAUUGAUUUAAGCAGUAACCAAGUUUCUCAGUUAGAAACAAAUUUCAAUUCUCUUCCGCAACUCAAAAAAGUAAUCUUACCACAAUCUAUUACAAAAAUUCCGAACAAUUGCUUUGAAAAUUCAGGAAUUACUGAAAUUAAUAUGGAUUAUAUUAAAGAAAUUAGCUCUAGAGCAUUUUACGGAUGUAUUAAUCUCCAGACCAUCGAUCUAAGCAAAGUUACAUCAAUUUCGGAUAGUUCUUUUGAAUAUUCCGGUAUCAAAGUUGCAGAUCUUAGCGAAUUAACAAUUACAACUAUUCCAACAAGCGCCUUUGCUUCAUGCUAUCAAUUGACUACAGUAACGCUUCCUUCUGGCAAAGAAUUCGUUCUAAAUGACAAAUCCUUUUAUCGUUGCUAUAAAUUAACAGCAAUUACAGGAACAGUUAAACAAGUUGGUGUCAGUGCUUUAGCCUUCACAGGAAUUUCAACAAUUACGUUUGCAGGAACAGAAUUAAUUUGCAAAUCAAAUUCCUUUGAAAAAUCAUCAAUUGAGACCAUUCAAGGACCUGAAUGA
This is a messenger RNA of Trichomonas vaginalis G3, 768 nucleotides long. RefSeq lists its product as uncharacterized. Lineage: Eukaryota; Parabasalia; Trichomonadida; Trichomonadidae. The coding region runs from base 1 to 768 and encodes 255 amino acids. The record is from RefSeq and is a predicted model, not a curated record. The transcript has a single exon.